Stegastes partitus (bicolor damselfish) is the source of this 898-nucleotide messenger RNA. RefSeq lists its product as uncharacterized. The record is from RefSeq and is a predicted model, not a curated record. The transcript is spliced from 6 exons. Lineage: Eukaryota; Metazoa; Chordata; Actinopteri; Pomacentridae. The coding region runs from base 86 to 898 and encodes 270 amino acids.
UUGUUUUGGUGCCGGUGCGUCAACUGUCUACCUGCGUCUCUCCUCCGUGGCUCCUCCGCGGCUCCUCCGCGGCUCUCAGGCUUCAAUGGGGGGCAGAAACUGCUGCGUUAAGUACUGCCGCUGCCGGUCCCACGACCACCACGGCAGGAAAAUCCCCAACGGACUGACCUUCCACUGUUUCCCCGCCUGGAGGACCAACGAAGGCGGCCACAUAUCGGAGCUGACCAAGCGGCGGAGGGCGGCUUGGGUGGCCGCCGUCGGCCGGAGCAGCAUCACUUUCGACAGCAUCCCGUCCUCCAUGAGAGUGUGCUCCCGGCAUUUCCACUCCGGUAGACCAGCGUAUGAGAUGCUGGAGUCAGAUCCGGACUGGGUUCCAUCUCUAAACCUGGGUCAUCAUGACAGACACCUGAGACGGGCCGAGUGUCUUCCACAGACACAGAAACAAAAACAAACGUCAGAGAAGAGACCGGCGGAGACCUCAGAAGCUCCUCAGACACGAUCAGAGGCAGCAGGAGACUUGUUUCCAUCUCUACACCCGGAUCACGAUGAAGGAGACUCCAGAUGGGCCGAGCGCCUCUCGAUAUCAAAGAAGAAGCAGAUGAAAAGAAAAAGGAUUGAAAUGGAACCGACGGAGACGUUCACAUCUCCUCAGAUACAGUCAGAGGCAGCAGAAGGUUUCCGAAAGCCGUCGGUUCCUCCCUGGAGGGAAGUUAAAUCUGUGCUGCAGUCGCUCCUUCAGACCAACACCACCGUCAGUAAGAAGCCCGAAGACGAGACUCAGGACCGUCCUGCCGCAGACGAGGAGCUCAGCUUCAGAGACUUCUUCAGAGACACUCUGGAGGCGUCGCUGGAGGCCUCCAUCAGGUCCAGAGCUCAGGCCAAGACGUUCCACGUCUGA